AUGGGUAUCGACUUUGGUCAGGCGAUUGGCACGGCUUGUGCGACAUUCGCCGUCACUAACGUCGAUGACAUUUUCGUUCUCGUCGCGUUCUUCGCAGAGGCUACGACGAGUCGCUCGCUCACGCCUGUCAAGAUCGCUAUCGGACAAUAUGUCGGCUUUACAGUCAUUGUUGCCGUGAGCAUGAUUGGCUAUGGCGCGUCGCUACUCAUUCCUGCUGAACCAAUUGGAUUUCUAGGCCUCUUGCCAAUAUUGCUGGGUAUAUGGCGGAUCCUGAGUUACAUCUUCAACAAGGAUGAGGAGGAGGAAGAGGCUCUGGAUCAAGAGUUGACGACUGCAGAUGGGUUCAAGGCUGUUUUCAAGGUCGCUUCCAUCACUGUCAUGAAUGGCGCCGACAAUAUCAGCACGUACAUUCCUCUCUUUGCUGAAGCAAAAGCUGGAGAGCUGGCGAUAUACAUCGUCGUCUACUACAUCAUGCUUGGCGUAUGGUGUUGUGCAGCAUAUCUCAUCAUGCGGCAGAAGCAUAUUCUGCACAUUGCACAGAAAUAUGCCCGCAGGAUGGUGCCGUUUCUGUAUGUUGGUCUCGGAAUCUUCAUCAUUGUGAACUCGGAGUGUUAUCCAUGGGCUAUUGAGGAAAUUGAUGAUGACAUUGCUUCACAUCCUGGCAAGAUCGUGAUGGGAGUCACGACUGCUGGUUUGUUGGCGAUUUGUAUCGGCGCCAUGCUUUGGAGGAAGUUGAGCCAGAGGUCGGAGGAGGUUUCUGUUGACAAUGAAUCGUCUGCUGUUGACGGUCAAAGAGGAUCACAAGGAGGACGAGACACGGCGCAACAAGCUGGGGAGCAAUCUGAAGUUUCCAGGGACGCAGGCGGCGUCGAUGAUCGUACGAACAAAACCGGAGUGCAAAUCAAGAAUGCCCCCUUUGACGUUCCCAGGGAGGGAAGCUCGGCGGUAUAA
Messenger RNA from Fusarium subglutinans, 951 nucleotides. RefSeq lists its product as uncharacterized. Bases 1 to 951 code for a protein of 316 amino acids. The transcript is spliced from 2 exons. NCBI's taxonomy places the organism in Eukaryota, Fungi, Ascomycota, Sordariomycetes, Hypocreales, Nectriaceae. The record is from RefSeq and is a predicted model, not a curated record.